Indicator indicator is the source of this 322-nucleotide messenger RNA. RefSeq names its product molybdopterin synthase sulfur carrier subunit-like. The transcript is spliced from 4 exons. Gene Ontology annotation, cellular component: cytosol. Bases 1 to 267 code for a protein of 88 amino acids. The record is from RefSeq and is a predicted model, not a curated record. Gene Ontology annotation, biological process: Mo-molybdopterin cofactor biosynthetic process. Lineage: Eukaryota; Metazoa; Chordata; Aves; Piciformes; Indicatoridae.
AUGGUGGUGAUGUGUCAGGUCUCGGUGCUGUAUUUCGCCAGGAGCGCGGAGCUGGCGGGCCUACGCUGCGAGACCCUCUCAGUGCCACCGCAGAUCACCUCUCUGCAUCUCUGGGAGGAGAUCGUCAAAGUUCACCCAAGGCUUGCUGUCAUCCAGGAUCAAGUGGUUUUUGCUGUUCGGCAGGAGUACGUGCUUCUUGGAGAUCACCUCCUGGUCCUGCAGCCUGGAGACGAGGUUGCCAUCAUCCCACCAAUUAGUGGAGGCUGAAUCUAGCCAAGUUCUCUUAGUGUGGUUCCAGUAACUGAAGCAAGUGUAAUUAUUG